Messenger RNA from Lacerta agilis (Sand lizard), 2493 nucleotides. RefSeq lists its product as uncharacterized. Lineage: Eukaryota; Metazoa; Chordata; Lepidosauria; Squamata; Lacertidae. The coding region runs from base 29 to 2464 and encodes 811 amino acids. Gene Ontology annotation, biological process: regulation of DNA-templated transcription. Gene Ontology annotation, molecular function: DNA binding. The transcript is spliced from 6 exons. The record is from RefSeq and is a predicted model, not a curated record.
GGCGGCUCGGCGUUCCUUCCCUGUCCCUAUGGUCCAUUGUGAAGGCGCUCAGGGAGGUGGCCUCCUCGCGAGUUUUCCUCCAGAAGAGGAGCUGGGCGAACAGAGAGAGAAGAGUUCAGGGUGCGAUGCAAGAAAGGACCUGGUGACCUUUGAGGAGGUGGCUGUGCAUUUCACCCAGGAGGAAUGGGCUCUGCUGGAUCCGGGCCAAAGAGCUCUGCACAGGGAGGUCAUGGAGGAGAAUUACGAGGCGGUGACUUCUCUGGAAUCAGAUGUUAGCUCCUGCUGGGAAGAAGGAGAGGACCCGUUUACCCAGGAUCCGAAAGAAGAAGAGACAUCAGCAGAAAUCCCCAAACCGGACUUGAUGUCUUGGCUGAAAGAAGAAGACCCGAUUAGGUGGGGCUCAGAGGAAGUGACGAGAUGGGCAGAGACCCAGAAAGGCCAGAAUAUCGACUGCAAGGUUGUCGGGGAGGAAGGCACUGCCCAAGACGCGCUGCUGGCGAGACCGUCGACCUCCGCCAAACCGCUGCCGUGGCUCGGCUUUGAGUGCGCCUUUUGUUUUGUGUCGCAGAAGGGCAAAAACGUGACGGUGCAGUGCAAGUUCUGCUUGCCGAAAGUGAAAACGGUGAGCGCCGCCACAACCUCCACGUCCAACUUGAAACGGCAUCUGCAGAAGCAGCACCCAGAGCAGCUCAGAGUCCUCGAGGCUGCGAAACGGAAGAAUACAAAGAAGCACGACUUCUCCGAGGCGGAAGACGCGAGCGGCUUGAGACCUCCCAAGAUGCCGGCAACCCUGGAGAGGUGGGGGUCCAGCAGGGAGCCUGUCAGCCAGAAACUUCUGGAUAAGAAACUGCUGGAUUUCAUUGUGGAGGAGACGGUGCCCCUCCAGCUGGUGGACAAGCCGUCGUUCAUCGAGUUUGCUCGCCUCGGCCUCGGCAAGGAGCUGUCCAUCAUGUCUUCCAAGACUCUGAAAGAGAGGAUAGAAAAGAAGGCGUACCACAUGCGGGAGGAGGCGGCCAUGAAAAUGACACGGGUGCAGCAUGUGGCUACCACUGCAGACUGCUGGACGCAUGGAAGGAAGACGUACCUCGGGGUUACGGCCCACUGGAUCAACCCGGAGAGCCUAACUCGGGAGUGUUGCGCCCUGGCCUGCCGACGCCUGAAAGGACACCACACCUACGAUCUCGCCACGACUCUGCACAACAUCCACGUGGAGUACAAAAUCCACCACAAAGUGGUGUGCACCACCACGGACAACGGCUGUAACCUGGUCAAAGCCUUCAGAGCUUUCUACACAGACAAGGAGGCGGUGGAUGUCAUGGACCAAGCAGACGAAGGGGACAACGACCAGCAGGAAGUGGAGUUUGUGGAUGUCUGUAACAUUCUGGACACGGGUGAAUACAGGGCUGCUGAAGAAGAAAUGUGCUUGCCCCCACACCAAAGGUGCGCAAGCCACACGCUGAACUUGGUGGCCACCCAGGACAUCGAGAGAGUCCUCAACUCUAAGAAUUCUCCUCUGGGCGGUUUCAAGAAACACUUUUGCUCCUUGCUGGGGAAGUGUUCUAAGCUGUGGUCCAAACAAAAGCAAUCGGCGAUUACCGCAGAGUACAUCAAAGACCAGUGCGGCGUCUUGCUCAGGGUCCCCAAUAAGACCAGGUGGAGUACCACCUACGAUGCUCUGAAGCAGCUAAGGGAUCUACUGUCCACUGCACCGCAGAAGAUGGAUUCCAUCCUGGACUUCUGCUCCUUGCAGAGGAUCACAGCUCCCGAGGCCCAGGUCAUCCAAGAAUAUUGCGAGAUCCUCGCUCCUGUGGCCCAAGCCCUCGAUAUCCUUCAAAAGGAAAACGGCAUGUUUAUGGGUUAUCUGCUCCCGACUCUCUAUGCUCUGGACCAUAAGUUGGAGGUGCUGGAGAAGAAGCCUGCAAAUUGCACCUACUGCCGCCCUCUGGUGAAGAUUGUGCGGGAAGGGAUAAGGAAAAGGUUUGAGCCGAUUUGGAAGGAGAGGAAGCUGUUGGUGGCUGCAUGCUUGCACCCUCGGUUCAAGGUGGACUGGUUGGAUCUGUGCAACACUGAGAUCGGCAAAAGUACCAUGGAAGCUUUGCUGAGAGCCGAGAUUCAGAGGGUGGUCACAGAGCAGGUAAAGAGCUCUUCGGAGAGGCAAUGUGCCGUUGACUGCGACGACGAGUUUUUCGGCAUACAGUCCCGAAGCAAGAAGUCGGCAUCGGACUCUGCCGAAGAGGAGGUCUCGAGGUACCUGAAGUUCCCCAACAGCGAGCUGUCUUCACUGCAUGCCUUCCCACAGAUUUUGAAAAGUUUCCUUGCAUACAAUACGGGCCUGCCUUCGAGCGCCGCUGCUGAGCGCCUCUUUGGCGCAGGUGGGAACGUAAUGACCGUGAAAAGACAUUCUCUGGCGGACGACAUGUUUGAGCACCUGGUGCUUCUAAAGCAGAACAAAGGCACGGUUUGAGGAUUUCGAUCAUGCCUAUGGAGAUGGCA